Molecule: messenger RNA, 717 nt
Organism: Hemibagrus wyckioides
Lineage: Eukaryota; Metazoa; Chordata; Actinopteri; Siluriformes; Bagridae
Product: serine/threonine-protein kinase pim-1-like
Exons: 4
Coding region: 1-717 (238 amino acids)
Biological process (GO): negative regulation of apoptotic process; protein autophosphorylation; regulation of mitotic cell cycle
Cellular component (GO): cytoplasm
Molecular function (GO): protein serine/threonine kinase activity; ATP binding
Source: RefSeq, a predicted model, not a curated record
AUGAUUCCCGUAGAGGUGGGACUGAUGCAGAUGGUGUCCAAGCCGGUUUGCAGUCCGUACGUCCUGGAGCUGCUGGAAUGGUUUCAGAUCCCUGACUACAUGGUCUUGAUCUUAGAGAAACCCAGUCCCUGCAUGGACCUCCUAAAGUUCUGUGAACUUCACGGUGGUAAAUUGCCUGAACCCCUGGUUCGGGACAUCAUGUUCCAGCUGGUUCAGGCUGUUCGCCAUUGCUUUGACUGUGGAGUUUUUCACAAUGACGUCAAGCCUGGGAAUAUUCUGAUCAACUUGCAGACACUGCAAAUUAAGUUGAUCGACUUUGGCUGUGGCGACCUAGAUAAGGGCACACCCUACACGGUCUGCCCAGGUACUUUGGAGUACUUCCCUCCCGAGUGGUUCAGACACAGGAAGUACAUGAGUCGUCCUGCUACAAUCUGGACUCUGGGCAUCGUCCUAUUUCAAUUACUCUGUGGCGAUGUGCCCUUUCUUUCAUCGAACGAAACUGCUGCUGCAGAGCUGCACAUCCCUCCUGGUUUGUCUGAAGACUGCUGCAAGCUGAUAUCCUGGUGCCUGAAGCCAGAGCCUAAAUCUCGGCCAAAUUUCAAGCAAAUGCUUAAGCACCGGUGGCUGAUGGGCAGACCGAGCUGUUUCCAGAGCUUUCCUGUCAUUGGGGGCCUGGUCUCACAGCUGAUACAAUUUCUGGACUGUUACAUAGAAUAA